This is a messenger RNA of Penaeus indicus, 2120 nucleotides long. RefSeq names its product endochitinase-like. Gene Ontology annotation, cellular component: extracellular region. Lineage: Eukaryota; Metazoa; Arthropoda; Malacostraca; Decapoda; Penaeidae. The transcript is spliced from 12 exons. The record is from RefSeq and is a predicted model, not a curated record. The coding region runs from base 5 to 1780 and encodes 591 amino acids. Gene Ontology annotation, biological process: chitin catabolic process; carbohydrate metabolic process. Gene Ontology annotation, molecular function: chitin binding; chitinase activity.
AGAAAUGAGAGUCCUGGAAUUCCUCGCGGUGUUGCUGGUGGCGGCCCAGUGCUCCGGCCUCCCGCGCUCCAACUCCUCGUCCACAGGCGGGUCGUCCUCGGGUCAGCCAGCCCGAAGAGUAUGCUACUUCGAGUCGUGGGCCGUCGGGCGCCCGGGAGAAACCAGCUACGCGGUCGAGGACAUCCCAGCCCACCUCUGCACCCACGUCAUCUACUCCUUCGGCGGGAUCUCGGACACCACGUGGGAAUACAAGGUCUUGAACCCCGCGCUGGAAAUUGACGGCAAGGGAUACGAGCGCUUUGUGGCCCUCAAGGACAGGUACCCCGGCGUGAAGGUACUCAUCGCUAUCGGCGGCUGGGGCGAGGGGGGCUGGAAGUACUCUCACAUGGCCAGCCAGCCAGACCGACGCGCUAUUUUUAUCAACAGCGUCAUCAGCUUCAUGAAGACCUAUGGCUUCGACGGCCUGGACAUGGACUGGGAGUACCCCGGAGCGCCCGAGAGAGGGGGCAUGGUGGCAGACAAGGAAAACUUCCGCUUACUGAUGGAGGAACUGCGCCAGGCCUUCGACGCCGAGAACCCGGCGUGGGACCUGAGUAUCGCUGUGCCCAUCUACAGGAACAAGCUGGAGGAUGGGUAUGACGUCCCUGCGCUCUGUAGUGUGGUGAACGCAGUGAACCUAAUGGCCUAUGACCUCCGAGCUCACUGGGACGGCUUCGCGGACGUCCACUCGCUGCUCUAUCGACGUCCUCAUCUCGACUUCGGGGAAUACAGGGAGCGAAAUGCGAACAACGGCGUGCUCCUGUGGGAGGAGUUCGGGUGCCCGAGGAACAAGCUGGUGCUCGGAACAGCCUUCUACGGGCGCACCUUCACCCUGCGGGACCCCACCAACACCGCCCUUCACGCCUCUGUGUCGGCGGCGGGCUACCCGGGGCCUUACACGGGCGCCCACGGGUCUAUGAUCUACCUGGAGAUCUGCAAGCUGUUGGUGGAGGACCCUGAGUGGGUCACAGGCUAUGACGACGUGGGCCUCGUUCCUUACAUGUACAGCCAUGACCAGUGGGUGGGCUACGAGGACCCGGCCAGCCUCAAGAUCAAGAUGGACUACAUCCGGGACAUGGGCCUCCUCGGGGCCAUGACCUGGGCCGUCGACCAGGACGACUACUUGGGCCACUGCGGCUUAGGACUGAACCCGUUGAUGAAGACACUGUACGAAGGCAUGAUAGAUUACGUCGUACCUGCAGAGCCUCCGAUGCCCAUCCUCACCACGGCCGCUCCCCCAGCCCCUACUACGCCUCCUGGCCCCACCACCACAGCAGCGCCCAUCACGCCUUCAGGAGAGAUUGACUGCUCUGUGUCCCAGUUUUGGCCCCACGAGGACUGCAAUAAGUACUUUUGGUGCUACAACGGCGAACCGCACUUGGAAUUCUGCAACCCGGGUCUAUACUGGAGCCAGAACUGCCAGUGCUGCGACUGGCCAGAGAACAUCGAUACCUCCAAGUGCAACGCAGUGCUCAAAACCCCAGGUACAGGCGAAGCACAGAAGCAGGCCGGAGUGAAGCAGGCCGGAGUGAAGCAGGCCGGAGUGAAGAAGCCCGAGGCAGCACCCGCACAGAAGUCCGUCCUGCGCCAUGUCGACGAGGAAGCUGAGCAGGCUGGCCGUCGCGCCCUUCCGCUGGGCCUCGCCAAGGAGGUCGCCAAGGAGGUCAUCAAGAAGGGGAAGGCGGCCCCUAAGAAGAAGCCAAGCAAAGCCUCUGCCAAGAAGCCCGUUAAAAAGGCAUAAAAAACAAACUCAUUCUGAAGAUACAUUGUCAUUGAGAUAAUUAUGUAAUCAUUCACUAACUUAUUCUUAAGAUAUAUUGUUAAGAUAUAUUCUUAAGACAUACAUAAACAAACUUGUGCAUAAAGUAUAUUGUCUAUAACCAAACUUAUUCUUAUGAUUUAUAAGUAUUUUGUAUCAAUUCUACGUCACGGACUGGGGAAUGUAUCGCUAGUAUUGUGCUUCAUUCAAUGCCUGCAAUGUAUUCCAAUAUAUUAUUACACGAUAUUGGCGAUAUCCUAAUCAACAGUAAUAUUCAUCCUACGCUUUUCUCAGUGUUUGUAAUGUUAUGAGAAAAAUAUAA